ACCUCACUUUUCCCCGGGUGUUGUCCGCCUCCCCCGGCACACACUCACACUCACGGCUGCUUCCAUCUAUCCAUGCAGUUCACUUCAUUGUACUGCCUGUGCUCAUCAAUUAGGCAAGAAUUAAGCCGUUUUAGAUGCAAUAAUUGUCUCUCGGCGCUUCGAAGAGGACUAUAAACCGAGGACAGAGGCGCAGAGAAGUUUUGAGUGCGAGAAAGCGGAGAGAAGCGACACACAGGGUCCGCGUGUUUGUUGCAGCCAUGCCCUCAGUGAUGGAGCGCUCGGGGGCCGGUGUCCUGUCCAGGAGCAGAGCCAAGACUGUAACCAACGGCAACAGCCAGCCGCACUCUGAAGAGGAGAGCAGCGAUGAAGAGCAUGCCCAUGACAGUAUGAUCAGAGUGGGAGGAGACUACCAGGCUCAGAUCCCAGAGUUCAAACCAGACAGUCCAACCCGCUACAAUGAGAAGGACCAGAGGAGCAUGUUGGUCUGGUGUCCCAACAGUCAGCUCUCUGAUGCAAUGUUGGAUGAGUACAUCCUGAUGGCUAAAGAGAAACAUGGAUACAACAUGGAGCAGGCUCUGGGCAUGUUGUUAUGGCACAAGCACGACGUAGAGCGCUCGCUUGCCGACCUGGCAAACUUCACCCCCUUCCCAGAUGAGUGGACAGUGGAGGAUAAAGUGCUGUUUGAGCAGGCCUUCAGCUUCCAUGGAAAGAGCUUCCACCGCAUCCAGCAGAUGCUUCCAGACAAGCUGAUCUCCAGCCUGGUGAAGUACUACUACAGCUGGAAGAAGACCAGGACCAGGACCUCUGUCAUGGACCGACAGGCCAGGAGGCUGGUCAGCAAGAGAGAGAAAGAUGACAGUAACGAUGAGAUUGAGGAAGGAGACCCUGGCAGUGACAGUGACUUUGAGAUUGACACCAAGAAAGAGGCAGUGAAACAGAACCCAAACAACGCCAACCCUGACAAGGCAACCCCCAGUCGCUCUGGGCCAGUGAAGAAGGAAAAUAUCGGGGCUCAGUACCGCCACCACCCGCUCAGAGCCCGCCGCAGGCCACCCAAAGGCAUGCACUUGGAGCAGGCAGACAUCAUGUCAGUGUCAGCCUCCCACGAUGCCGGGGUGGUAACUAUACGACAGCUGGACACACAGUUGGUGUCACUCAAGAGACAGGUUCAGUCUAUCAAACAGAACAACAGUAGUUUGAAACAGGGCUUAAAUGAAGGCGUUGAAUCUUUCAAACCUGCUGAGCCUGCCCCUAAGAUGAACUCUCGUUGGACCACAGAGGAGCAGCUCCUGGCUGUGCAGGCUAUCCGUCGUUAUGGAAAAGAUUUCUCAGCCAUCGCUGAGGUGAUCGGGACCAAGACACCCGCUCAGGUGAGCUCGUUCUUCGUGAGCUACCGGCGCAGGUUCAACCUGGACGAAGUGCUGAGGGAGUGGGCGGCCGAGCAGGUGGCCACCAGCCGAGACCAGAGAGACCCCAGGAGGACCAGCGAGGAGAUGGCAGCUGCUACAGAUGGAGCUGCCGAGGAGGAUGAGGUCAAAAUGGAGGACUCUCCCUCGGACGUCGCCGGCGGCUCCUCUCCCCCCUCCUCCACCCAGACCCCCUCCUCUCUGUCCCAGCCUCCUCCGCUGCUGCGCCCUGCACCUCCCUCGGCUCCCCCUAGCCUCCUCCGUCAGCCUCCUCCUCUGCAGACGCGCCCGCUCCAGAACCGAGCGCCCCACAACCACCCUCCGCCUCCACUCAUCCGGCCCGCGGUGACCACCUCAUCCUCUUCCAGCGGGAGCUCCAGCCUCAGGGCUUCACCUCCCAGCUCCUCUUCUGCUGCAGGGCAGAUGCCUCCGUCGCUGGUUGGGCUCAAAGUGGAGCAGCCCAACUCGCACUGAUACACACACACACACACACACACACAAAUAUAUAACAGUAGGAAUAGAAACACACACAGAAACACACACACACACAGAAAUUAGCAUGCAGACAAACAUACAAACACAACGCUUUCUCCUCAGAGAAAAUUCCUUCACCCUGUAACUCUGUCACUCCUAGUCUUUGUUCCUGGGACCAUCACACACCACAUGACCACAUGAUCCACUGCACACGCUAAGGUCCCAAAGGUGACAUCACAGCUCUUAAAAUGCAGAAAGAGUGAAAGGACCCCGGCCCCCCGCAGGUCCACUUAGUGAGGCAGUGGCCUGAAGCCCCUUUACUGUACUAACAAACACCUACCUCCAGACCAUUGUUCACUAGCACACACACACACACAACAAACAAGCUAGGAACUCAAAACAAACACUACCUGCACACACACACCUCUCUGAACAACACAUAAAGAGACACUGGAUCGUCAAGCUGUUGAAGAAAGCCGUGACCACAGAGAGUGAAACCCACCUGCUCGUUUCCAUGGCAACUGCUGAACAUCUGGAUUGUGGAGGAGUGUGGUUGAACACACACACACACAUACUAUAUAUAUAUAUAUAUAUAUAUAUAUAUAUAUAUAUAUAUAUAUAUAUAUAUAUAUAUAUAUAUAUAUAUAUAUAUAUAUGAGUAGGUAUCAAGUCAUCCAAACAACCUUCAGGAAAAUCAAAUAAUGAAAAGGCGAGGGCGAGUUUCCCACACGUGAGCCAAACCUGCUCCUCCUGAGAGGUCAUGUAGAUUAGAAAGUCAUUCAGAUGGAAGGAAACAAUGUGAAGAAGCAGGCCUUUUCCUACACAGCUUUAGUUUAAAAUCCUCAGAGGAGCAAAGAAGGUACUUUUGCAAAGAAACCAGGCUUUGUACUCAAAGCUGUGCUAUGAGUUUACCAUUAUGGCUUUGAAUAGUUGAAGCUGUUGGUUCAAAAAUGGAAAAAAAGAAGAGCGAGAGAUCACGCGUCUCCCUCUUCUCUCAUAGCCAUGUAUGACUAGUAUUAACUGGAGUGAUGUUUUCCCUUUUUUGACUAGACUUUUACAGUGAGCCCUAGGUAGGCAGUUAGUUAUUGUAAGUAGAUUAGAUAGUGUAUACUUUAUUAUGAUGAUGAUGAUGAUUAUUGAUGAGCACUGAGGAGAAAAAGAGCCUUCAAACACAUGUGACUUUGACUUUGUCUCACAUUUCAAGAAGCCACAGCUUGUUUCUCACUGGCACAGUGUUGAAGUCCCACUGCUUACUGUCUCCUUACUUUGGAGCAAAGUUUUUAGUCGUCGACCGCUAACACCGGGCGCUGUGAAGAGCAGCUGAACAAAACAUCAGCCUCUGUGGAAAAUCUGCGUAGGGGGCAGAUUUUUAAAGCAGGUUUACAAAGUGGAGGGGACGCCUGACCUUUCCUGACCUCCUACAGAUACACUGAAAAAUAGAAUAUUCUGCCAAAGUCUGCUAUUGCUUUAAAAGCUCAUUGUAAAGUGAUUUGCCUCCUGCAGGUUAGACACAGGAAAAGUAGAAAAACAAAAGUUGGUUUUGAGAAAUAAUUCGGCAUGUUGGGAAAUACACGUAUUUGCUUUCUUGCUUAGAGUUAGGCGAGAAGAUUGAUACCACUCGUGUCUGUAUGGCUUAUGUGAAGCUACCACUAGCAGCUGGCUAACUUAGCUUAGCACAAAGACUGGUGACAGGAUAAAAGCAUGACUGGCUCUUUCUGAAGAUGACAAAAUCCUCCUACUAGCCAAAACAUACUAAUUAUUAUAUUUUAAUUUCUGUUUUUUGUUUGUUUUGGACAUUUUCCUGGCAGGAACCAUUUGCUUCCUGGAGUCUCUGUUGGUUGCUGAGCAGCCGGUUGCGACCAAGAAGUAGUCCGUAACCCUGAUUUGUCAUUUUAACACUUUGGUCUAUAAACAGAUUUAACAAGAUACAGCAUGUGGAGUAGUGACGGUUAGAUGUGCUUGUAGGUGGAUUUUGUUACCUUUGGACAGAGCCAGGCUAACUGUUUCCCUUUGUUUCCUGUCUUUAUGCUAAGCUAAGUUAGCCAGCUGUUAGCAGUAGCUUAAUAUUGAGAGUGGUAGUUAUCUCUCUGCAAGAAAGUGAAUGUUUACCAAAAUGUUGUACUAUUCAUUUAACAUUUCUGUAGGAGAACCAAACUAGCACAGGUCGGGGAAGAGGAUUCAAGGUCAGUGUUUUGUUACCCAGCACGUCAGAGUAAUUUCAACAGUGAGUUAACAAAAGUGAGGACAACCCUGAGUCCAGUAAAGGCAGCAUUCUCUGUGUUAGGUUAAAGUCCUGUCUAGGCACAGAAGGAGGUCAGAGAGGUCAAAGUCAAUCUGAAAAGUUGAUUCAUUCAGCCAGUGUACUUUCAGGAUGUGCUGCUUCUCACUCAGCUACCAUACAGCUUUCUGCCUCUAGUUAGAUGACUGCUUGUGUUCAGGGCUCGGGGUGAUAUCGGCACCCUCAUGAACAAAUGACUGAAUGAUGUUCCGCUGUGCGUAUUUGUGAUUUCUUUUGAACGUCGUCUGCCAUACAGAAUCUUUCCUCUCUUCAUAGUCUAGUUGCCUGUGUAUCACUGCCGUUUCAAGCAGAUCUGGGAUCACGAGUCAUGUGUAAACCUUUUCUAAUCUGUUCAGUGCUUCUCCACUAAUUCAGGCCUUCAGUUCAACGCGGCACUGAGCAGGAAUCAAAGCGGCCCAUCACUACAUUUGGCUUUAAAGUGGCUUGCCUUUUGACUUUGCGUGGACUUGUUUUUCUUACAGUUGUUCCUCCCAAAAACUGCUUGUGUGUACUGUAUGUGAGAAGUUGUUUACAUUGUGGAAACUGAACUGUUUGUGUUUGAGAAUUUUUUUUUUUUUAGAAUAAAGA
Messenger RNA from Epinephelus fuscoguttatus (brown-marbled grouper), 4746 nucleotides. RefSeq names its product REST corepressor 2 (gene rcor2). Gene Ontology annotation, biological process: regulation of transcription by RNA polymerase II; negative regulation of DNA-templated transcription. The record is from RefSeq and is a predicted model, not a curated record. The coding region runs from base 258 to 1880 and encodes 540 amino acids. The transcript is spliced from 14 exons. Gene Ontology annotation, cellular component: histone deacetylase complex; transcription regulator complex. Lineage: Eukaryota; Metazoa; Chordata; Actinopteri; Perciformes; Serranidae. Gene Ontology annotation, molecular function: transcription corepressor activity.